AUGGAAGACAUUGACAAGACAUUCAACGCAGCAGCUGCGGAUGGCCGGAUCCAAGGCGCCGCUCUACUCGUCGAGGACCUCACCGGUCGACAUCUCACGAAGCUAUGGAGUUCGCAGUCUCCGCGAGGAAGCUCCGGAGAAGCUCCGGAGAAGCGACCCCCUGUGACUCCAGACACGCCCAUGCGCAUUGCUUCCGCGUCCAAGCUCCUGACCGCCAUCAUGGUCUUGCAAUGCGUCGAGAGGGGUCUUGCGAGCCUUGAUGAGGGCCUCGAGAAGUUACUUCCUGAAGUCGCUAAUCUAAAGGUCCUUACGGGUUUCGACUAG
Messenger RNA from Anthostomella pinea, 324 nucleotides. Lineage: Eukaryota; Fungi; Ascomycota; Sordariomycetes; Xylariales; Xylariaceae. The record is from the annotation of a GenBank genome assembly.